Octodon degus (degu) is the source of this 2683-nucleotide messenger RNA. RefSeq names its product dpy-19 like C-mannosyltransferase 3 (gene Dpy19l3). NCBI's taxonomy places the organism in Eukaryota, Metazoa, Chordata, Mammalia, Rodentia, Octodontidae. Gene Ontology annotation, molecular function: mannosyltransferase activity. The transcript has 19 exons. Gene Ontology annotation, cellular component: nuclear inner membrane. The record is from RefSeq and is a predicted model, not a curated record. The coding region runs from base 95 to 2245 and encodes 716 amino acids.
GCCCGGCUGUCCUUUCCCCGCCCAGAGCUGCUCGUGAGGACUGCUGAGGCCGCAGGUGUGGUUGGAAGAACAAUGCAUGUAAGUCUUUGACAUCAUGAUGUACAUACGGCAGAGAAGAGAGAUAAAAACCACAGAGGUUUCUGAGGACUUUCCAGCACAAGAAGAAAAUGGGAAGUUGGAAAAUAAAUUACCAUCUGGUGGCACCAGCGGAAGAUUUUGGAAGAUCCUGUCAUUUACAGUUGGUGGGAGCACUGCCCUUGGGGUUGGACUUCUUACAUCUGUCUACCUUGCCACCUUGCACGAGAACGACUUAUGGUUUUCUAACAUUAAGGAAGUGGAGCGAGAAAUCUCAUUCAGAACAGAGUGUGGAUUGUAUUACUCCUACUACAAGCAGAUGCUGCAGGCUCCAACCCUCAUGCAAGGUUUUCAUGGCUUAGUCUAUGAUAAUGAAACAGAAUCUAUGAAGACAAUUAAUCUCCUUCAGAGAAUGAAUAUUUACCAAGAAGUUUUCCUCAGUAUUUUAUAUAGAGUUCUACCCAUACAGAAAUAUUUAGAGCCAGUUUAUUUUUAUAUUUACACCUUAUUUGGGCUCCAAGCAGUCUAUGUCACAGCACUUUAUGUAACCAGCUGGCUCCUGAGUGGCACCUGGAUAUCGGGACUGUUAGCAGCUUGCUGGUACAUCACCAACAGAAUAGAUACCACAAGAGCUGAAUUUACCAUCCCCCUGAGGGAAAACUGGGCACUGCCAUUCUUUGCAAUCCAGAUAGCAGCAAUUACAUAUUUCCUGAGACCAAACUUACAGUCUCUCUCUGAAAGGCUGACACUUCUUGCCAUUUUCAUAUCAACUUUUCUCUUUAGCCUGACAUGGCAAUUUAAUCAAUUUAUGAUGCUGAUGCAAGCAUUAGUGCUGUUCAUACUGGACUCCGUGGACAUGCUGCCAGCAAAGAAGGCAACAUGGCUGUACAGUAUACAGAUAACAGGCUUGCUCCUGGUCUGCAUCCUUCAGUUUUUCAAUUCUAUGAUUCUUGGAUCAUUGCUUAUCAGCUUCAACCUUUCGGUAUUAAUUGCAAGAAAAUUUCAGAAAAAUCUGAAAACUGGAAAUUUCCUUAACAGGAUCAGGAAACUUUUGCUACAUUUAUCUGUAGUUUUCUGUUUGACACUCUUUCUCAACAAUAUUAUUAAGAAAAUUCUUAACCUGAAGUCAGAUGAACACAUAUUUAAAUUUCUAAAAGCAAAAUUUGGGUUUGGAGCAACAAGAGAUUUUGAUGCAAAUCUCUAUCUGUGUGAAGAAGCUUUUGGCCUCCUGCCUUUUAAUACAUUUGCAAGGCUUUCCGAUACUCUGCUCUUUUAUGCUUACAUAUUCGUUCUGUCCAUCACAGUGAUCACAGCAUUGGUUGUCGCCUUUCAUAAUCUCAGUGAUUCCACAGUUCAGCAGUCCACGGGUAAAAUGGGAAGAUGCACAGCUGACCUGAAGCCGGAAACCGCGUAUAACUUACUUCACACCAUCCUGUUCGGGCUCUUGGCGCUGAGCACAAUGAGGAUGAAGUACCUCUGGACAUCGCACAUGUGUGUGUUUGCGUCAUUUGGGCUGUGCAGCCACGAGCUAUGGGAGCUACUUCUGAAGCGGGUCCGUCUUUAUAACGCAAAGAGGAUAUGUAUAAUGCGAUAUUCAGUACCAAUAGUAAUACUGCUGUAUCUGGGCUAUAAGUUCUGGCCAGGAAUGAUGGAUGAACUCUCCGAGUUGAGAGAAUUCUAUGACCCAGAUACAGUGGAGCUGAUGAACUGGAUUAACUCUAACACUCCACGAAAGGCAGUGUUUGCUGGAAGCAUGCAGCUGCUGGCUGGAGUCAAGCUGUGCACUGGAAGGACCUUAACCAACCACCCUCACUAUGAAGACAACAGCUUGAGGGAACGAACCAAAGCGGUUUAUCAGAUAUACGCAAAGAGGUCUCCAGAGGAAGUGCACAGCCUCCUGAAGUCCUUUGGCACUGACUACGUGAUCCUGGAGGACAGCAUCUGCUACGAGCGCAGGCACCAGCGGGGCUGCCGGCUGCGGGACCUGCUGGACAUCGCCAAUGGACACAUGAUGGACGGCCCAGGAGAGAACGAUCCUGACUUGCAGGCUGCUGACCACCCUCGCUUCUGCGAAGAGAUCAAAAGGAACCUGCCUCCCUACACAGCGCACUUUACCAGGGUGUUUCAGAACAAGACCUUUCACGUCUACAAGCUGUCCAGGAGCAAGUAGUAGACACUCCGGGCCCUUCUCCGUUAUGGACACAGUGCAACUGUAUCCUAUAGAGAGUUGGUAGCAGAUGUUUCCAGGGUGAAUGGGUCACCCGUACCCAAAAGCUGUGAUGUGCAGGCAUCCUGCAACUGUUUACACAAGUGUCACCAUCUUCCAAAACCUGAAGUCUUCUUCUGCCUUGUUUUUCUCUUUCCCAUGUUCUAAUGUUCAUUAACUAAAUGUUCACAACUUCCAGAGACUCAUCUCGGCUUUGGCUCUUGGGUAGAACGGUAUGUGUUCCAGGAUGCAUGGACUGCUGCAUACCGUGCUGACAAAGAGCCUGAUCCGCGUCAGAAAUGCUUUUGAACUUCAGGUACCUUAUAGGACAGCUCUGACUGAGUGGAAUGGAGAGGAUGCGUAGUUAAAUUAUUUAAUGUUAUUUCGUGGACAGAGAUUAGU